GUUUGUGUGCAGUUCAUGCUCUGCAAGGUAAGGUCUGUUCAGUUUGGCCAGAAAGGCAUCCCCUGCCUAAACACCUACGACGACCGCACCAUCCGCUACCCCGACCCGCUCAUCAAGGCCAACGACACCAUCAAGAUCGAUCUAGAGACCAACAAGAUCAUGGACUUCAUCAAGUUUGACGUCGGCAACGUGGUCAUGGUGAUCAGCGGGAGGAACACCGGGCGUGUAGGAGUGAUCAAGAACAGGGAGAAGCACAAGGGCAGCUUCGAGACCAUCCACGUGCUGCUUGGAGCUUUUUGCUAUAUCUAGUUUUCUCCUAUUUGUUGUACAGGAAAACAUAGAAUGGAAUUCAACUUUGGUGGCCGCAAAAGUGUAGAGACUUGAUUUCAUAUAAAGUUAGGCUUAACAUUAGUGCAAACAGUUGUAUUUUAGUUUAGAUUUAGAGUACACUUAUGUAUGUGUUGUUU
This is a messenger RNA of Zea mays, 467 nucleotides long. RefSeq names its product 40S ribosomal protein S4-like. Gene Ontology annotation, molecular function: structural constituent of ribosome; RNA binding. The transcript has a single exon. Lineage: Eukaryota; Viridiplantae; Streptophyta; Magnoliopsida; Poales; Poaceae. Gene Ontology annotation, biological process: translation. Gene Ontology annotation, cellular component: ribosome; cytosolic small ribosomal subunit. The record is from RefSeq and is a predicted model, not a curated record. The coding region runs from base 16 to 309 and encodes 97 amino acids.